Messenger RNA from Aspergillus melleus, 591 nucleotides. Its product is annotated as mitochondrial 37S ribosomal protein uS7m. Gene Ontology annotation, cellular component: ribosome. The transcript is spliced from 2 exons. Gene Ontology annotation, biological process: ribosomal small subunit assembly; translation. The record is from RefSeq and is a predicted model, not a curated record. NCBI's taxonomy places the organism in Eukaryota, Fungi, Ascomycota, Eurotiomycetes, Eurotiales, Aspergillaceae. Gene Ontology annotation, molecular function: mRNA binding; rRNA binding; structural constituent of ribosome. Bases 1 to 591 code for a protein of 196 amino acids.
AUGAUCUCCCAGGUCAACGCGCAAGCGGCGGAGUUGCAUACCGGCCUUAAAUUCCAAGCCCCUGGUCCCCUCCCCAAGACGGAGAACUUUCGCAAGAGAUACGACUCCGUGAUCGACCAAUUCACCAACCUGAUCAUGCGGGAUGGUAAGAAGAGCAGGGCUCAGAGGGAUAUGGAGUUUAUCCUAACCCAUCUGCGCACCGCCUCUCCGCCGCAGAUCAGCCCUAGACGCCCUCUCCUUCCUUCACCCCCGGCUCCUCAACUCCCCUUGAACCCCGUCAUUUACCUCACUACGAUUGUGGACUCCGUCGCUCCUCUUCUCAAACUCAAGUCGCAAAAGGGUAUUGCCGGUGGAGGUGCUUCCGUGAACGUCCCUAUUCCCCUCCGCGUACGACAACGGCGAAGGGCCGCGAUCAAAUGGAUUAUCGAUGCCUCUGACAAGCGACGGGACACUACAUUCGCCCUGAGAAUCGCCAACGAGCUUAUCGCCGUUGCUGAGGGCCGUGGUGGCGCCUGGGAGAAGAAGGAACACACCAACAAGCUUGCCGUUGCCGCCCGUAUGAACGUCAACCUCGUCCCUCGCAAACGGUAA